AUGGCACAACCAGGCUACUAUCAUUCUGCACAUCUUGGAGAAGAUGGACAUGGCGGUGCCGCCGCCUUUGAUUUUACAGAACAAAGUAUACGAAAAGGCUUCAUUAGGAAGGUGUACGCGAUCCUGAUGAGUCAGCUGCUGGUGACGAUGGCAUUCAUAGCAUUAUUUCUGUUCCACCAACCAACGAAAGAAUUUGUUGGGCGAAACACAUAUCUCUUCUGGGUAGCUUUCAUAAUCCUAUUCGUAUGCCUGAUCGCAAUGGCGUGUUGCACGGAAGUGCGUCGUACUGCGCCCAUGAACUUCAUCUUCCUGGCAAUAUUCACUAUAGCCCAGAGCUUCCUGCUGGGGGUGGCCACUAGCCGAUACAAUGUGUCUGAGGUGAUGAUGGCGGUCGGUAUAACAGCCGCGGUCUGUCUCGGCUUGACAAUAUUCGCUUUCCAAACAAAAUGGGACUUCACUAUGAUGGGAGGCGCGCUGGUCGCCGCGACUAUAGUUCUUUUUAUUUUUGGUAUUCUCGCAAUUAUAAUUCGGAGUAACAUUUUAAACCUAGUAUAUGCAUCGGCUGGAGCGCUGAUAUUCUCUCUGUAUCUCGUGUACGACACUCAGCUCAUGAUGGGCGGCAAACACAAAAAAAAAGAUCCGGAACCCAUUUUUGGUGUAUACACAGUACCUGGCAAGUGGUAUUACCUUAAAUAUGUUGUUUUCUCCUGUCUUUAUUACUAUAGAAAGUACUCGAAUAAGAACAAGGCAGCCGGUCCAGAUGGCCGGGCAGGGCGGGGAGUGAGGGCGGUCGCCAAUCUAGAAGAUAUGGAUCGGGCACAACCCCUCAGUGAACAUGCGAAGGCUUUCGAUGCGGUGUUCUUCAUUGCAUCAAAAAGAGAGGAGGGCGAUAAGGGCGUGUACGUGAUAUCAGGUUGUGAGCGACGACCCAUGGGCAUGUGCAAUGGACUAUUUUAUAUUGGUUUGCCCGGUAAAGGUCUCCUAUGCAGUAAGAAACUACCAGAUACCGUGUUAUUCGGCGCACCGAUCGGCGAAUUUGCUGCUGAAGGCAUUAAAAUUACCCCCUUAGAGCCUAUGAAGAAGUGGGCUGUAUAUUACAAAGGGCCCAUGUGGUAUCAAAACGACCCAAGUAAAAUAGUCGAAGUAGACUUCAGUGGGGAAUGGAUAGCAACGAGCAAAUAUUUUGACUACGACACCCAUCUGUACCCGCUGGCUGUCAUCAGAUCUAUUGCUAGAGAAAAAUGGAGUCGGGAUUACUUCGAAGGACUAAAAAAAGCACACCAAUCUCGUUACGAGCAGUUCGGCAAGCUUAAAUGUAAAUUCACAAUAGAAAACGAAUCAUUUGAAUACACUCUACCAUCGUUCAGGGACCAUGGCUUUGGUCAAAUUCGUGAUUGGACGUUAAUGCAUCGAUACGCUUUUCAUCACAUUUUCGUAGAAGACGGUACCAGCAUCAGUGUAGGGGUUGUCUGUCAGCCCUGCACCGCUACAAAUAUAGAGGCAGGUCUGGUUGGAUUACCCAAUGGUGAUGUUUUACCCAUAAAGUGGGUAGACCUAAAGCUGUACCAACACGGUGAAGGCGGUGUGGCGCCUCGAGACUACGCUUUUAGGUUCCAAGCAGGAGAUGAAGUGUAUACAGUCCAGGUUUUGGUUGAAUAUGAAUCAAUUCAUUACGUGUCCCAAGACUGGGACGCAAAGAUGGCUGAACGUUUCUGUAAGUUUAUAGUCAACGGGGUGCCCGGACGAGGCGUCUCCGAGUUCCACUACCGACACAAGGAUGGACGACCAGAAACUGUGGCUAAAAAUGAUCCGGAAUGGUAUAGGAAAUUGUGCCACAAAAUA
Brenthis ino (lesser marbled fritillary) is the source of this 1842-nucleotide messenger RNA. NCBI's taxonomy places the organism in Eukaryota, Metazoa, Arthropoda, Insecta, Lepidoptera, Nymphalidae. The record is from the annotation of a GenBank genome assembly.